Zea mays is the source of this 572-nucleotide messenger RNA. Its product is annotated as subtilisin-chymotrypsin inhibitor homolog 1. Bases 205 to 426 code for a protein of 73 amino acids. NCBI's taxonomy places the organism in Eukaryota, Viridiplantae, Streptophyta, Magnoliopsida, Poales, Poaceae. Gene Ontology annotation, biological process: response to wounding. The transcript has a single exon. The record is from RefSeq and is marked provisional. Gene Ontology annotation, molecular function: serine-type endopeptidase inhibitor activity.
ACUCGCUUAAUAUAUAUCCAACAACCAGCAGUGCAACAAGCAAGAUUUACCUGCCCGUGAGUGUGCCUUUCAAUAAUAUAAUGUCUUAUUUUAUUAUUAUGUUUUUGCAGUGAUAGUAGUCUGUAAUAAAUCUCUCCUUUCAAUAUAUAUAAUUCACAUGCCAGAUCGAUCAUAUCGUCAACUGGUCCGGCAGUUCGCGACACCAUGAGCUCCACGGAGUGCGGCGGCGGCGGCGGCGGCGCCAAGACGUCGUGGCCUGAGGUGGUCGGGCUGAGCGUGGAGGACGCCAAGAAGGUGAUCCUCAAGGACAAGCCGGACGCCGACAUCGUGGUGCUGCCCGUCGGCUCCGUGGUGACCGCGGAUUAUCGCCCUAACCGUGUCCGCAUCUUCGUCGACAUCGUCGCCCAGACGCCCCACAUCGGCUGAUAAUAUAUAAGCUAGCCGCUAUUUCCUUUCCUUGCCCCAGAACUUGAAAUAAAUAUAUAUACGAUGAAAUAACGCGGGCAUGCCGAAUAAUGGAUGUGUGAAUUCUCACUAAUUAAGUAAUGCAUAAAUAAACGUAUUCAAAUGUC